Myxocyprinus asiaticus (Chinese sucker) is the source of this 3215-nucleotide messenger RNA. Its product is annotated as synaptic vesicle 2-related protein-like. Gene Ontology annotation, cellular component: membrane. Gene Ontology annotation, biological process: transmembrane transport. Gene Ontology annotation, molecular function: transmembrane transporter activity. The record is from RefSeq and is a predicted model, not a curated record. Lineage: Eukaryota; Metazoa; Chordata; Actinopteri; Cypriniformes; Catostomidae. The coding region runs from base 263 to 1807 and encodes 514 amino acids. The transcript has 17 exons.
AUCAGAGCUCUUAGCUGUCCUCACGCCCGUGGUGCUGAAAUCAGCGCUGUAACGGCAAUGAGACAAAGACACGGGGAGCCCGACCAAACAGACCGAGAAUGGACGAUGAUUUGUUUCAGUUAAGACAGAUCCCGAAAGCAACACACACAGAUGGAUGGUGAACCAAGAUGUGUGAACUUUAUUGAAACACAGAGUGGUGAAAUUUCGGCAUACAGGUGAAAGCACUCGCUCAGAGGAUGAAUUUGAAGGGAAGGAUGAACCUAUGGAGGCGGAGGGAGGGUGGACAGAUAUGGAGAAUGUUUCCCUGGCCGAUGGUGCUCCAGUGCCUCGGGAGUUUGCUAACCCCACUGAUGAUACCUUUAUGGUCGAAGAUGCAGUAGAAGCCAUUGGCUUUGGGACAUUCCAGUGGAAGCUAUCCAUCCUGACUGGACUUUCUUGGAUGGCUGAUGCCAUGGAGAUGAUGAUUCUCAGUAUUUUGGCCCCUCAACUGCACUGUGAGUGGGCACUGUCCAGCUGGGAGGUGGCACUGCUAACCUCGGUGGUAUUUAUUGGAAUGAUGGUCAGUUCUUCAUUAUGGGGAAACAUUUCUGACAAAUAUGGGAGAAAAACAGGUUUGAAGAUGAGUGUAUUGUGGACCCUGUUCUAUGGCCUCCUCAGUGCAUUUGCACCCAUAUAUGGGUGGAUCCUUUUUCUCCGAGCUCUGGUGGGCUUCGGUAUUGGAGGGGCUCCACAAUCAGUAACACUGUAUGCUGAGUUUCUUCCCAUGCAGUCCCGAGCCACUUGCAUUCUGUUGAUAGAGAUCUUCUGGGCUUUGGGAACAGUGUUUGAAGUUCUGCUAGCUAUCUUGGUGAUGCCAACUUUGGGCUGGCGCUGGCUGCUGGCCCUCUCCACCAUUCCACUCUUUAUUUUUAUUAUUCUUUGCUUUUGGCUGCCAGAGAGUGCUCGUUACGACGUCCUGACAGGAAAUCAGGAGAAGGCUUUGAGCACACUCAAACGAAUUGCUACAGAGAACAAGGUCCCCAUGCCACUGGGAAAACUCAUAGUGGCCAGACAGGAGGACAGGGGGAAAAUUCAAGAUCUUUUCUCUCCACAUUUCCGCUGGACCACACUUCUGCUUUGGUUCAUAUGGUUCUCUAAUGCGUUCUCUUAUUAUGGUGUGGUUUUGCUGACCACUGAGCUUUUCCAGGAGGGUGGGGCCUGUGUUGAGGUGAAUGGCAGUAAAAUGGAGCCAGGCUGUAGUUUGGAGUGCAAAUAUCUAAACUCAGAUGAUUAUAAAGACCUUUUAUGGACCACACUCUCUGAGUUUCCAGGCCUGCUGGUGACCCUGUGGGCAAUUGAUCGGUUGGGGAGGAGAAAGACUAUGGCACUGUGUUUCUUCGUCUUCUCUGUUUGCCUUGUGCCACUCUACGGCUGUAUGGGAAGGACCUUUUUGACAGUAUUCAUAUUCAUUGCGAGAGCCUUCAUUGCUGGAGGUUUCCAGGCUGCAUAUGUGUACACUCCUGAGGUGUAUCCCACAGCAACGAGGGCUCUGGGUUUGGGCACCAGUAGUGGGAUGGCUCGGGUUGGAGCAUUCAUUACACCAUUUGUUGCACAGGUGAUGCUUGAAUCAUCUGUGUACCUGACUCUGUCGGUGUACUGUUGCUGCUGUUUGCUGGCUGCUAUUGCUUCCUGUGCCCUGCCCAUAGAGACCACAGGUCGAGGCCUGCAGGAGUCCAGUCACAGAGAGUGGGGUCAGGAGAUGAUGGGGCGGGCAUCAGACCACAGCCCUGAGGGGAUUCCACAUUCCAUCUCUGGAUCACAAGACUGAAGGACACAGUUGGAUUUUUAGGAGAAAUUGGCCAUAGAUAGAAGUGGGCAAUGUUCUCGGUAAAAAAAAAAAAAAACAAACAAAAAAAAACAACGUGUCCACAAUGGAACACCUGAUUCAAUGGUUUUAAGAGUUGCUUGGUCUUGAUUUUUUUAUCAGCCCAUUAUAGACAAGUUCCCCCACCAAAUGUUGAGUGGUUAAGCACCUCGGAAAUGGAGGGGAGUAUAUUCCCAUGAUGUAAUACCUCCCUGGUUGCCAAAUGCAACUCUCCAAGCGAAUUCAACAGGAAAUUGGUUGAGUAUUGUAUCUAAAACAUGAGAAUUGCAUUAUGCAGUUUAACACAUAAAACAAGCAUCACUCUCAUACAGUCAAAGAAUUCUAAGAGUAUUUUGGGGCAUUUAAGAGGAGAACGAAAGCCUUCAAAGUCCUGAAGACUUGAAGUUGAAAGAUAGCACAAUAGUGUGUGUGUGUAUGUGUGUGUGUGUGACUAGGUUAGUAUGACGGGGAGUAGAAAGAUUCAAAUUUUGUCUGUGUUUAUUAUUUAUCUUUUUAAGGGGGCCUUCCACUCCACUCCCAACAUUCCUUUUGGGGGAGCUUGCCAACUUUUAACUCAUUGAAGCAAAUCAAAAUUAUCCCACAUUGCACUGGUUUUUGGUCUUUGUUAUCUUGCCUCUUUUAAAGAAACAUUUAGCAGAGAAUUAUUUAUGCUGGUUAACCGUUUCAUCCUGCUGUCGUUGAUACCAUGAGGCACACGGUUACGUAUCUAGUGGACACCAAUUUCUUCUUUACUACACAGCAAUGGAGCGCACCUCUCACUGACCUCAGCUGGCUGUCAUUUGCAAAUCGAUUGUGUAAGGUGUAUAAACUCUAACUAUUCCAUUAUAAUGAGGCAUAUCAAAAGCUGUUGGAAUACUGUAAAUCUUAAAGUCAACAUAAAAUUUUAAUUUACUAUCGUAAUACACAUUCCUGGUCUUAUUGUGUGCAAUUUGCUGAUGCACUUAAUUCCAAAGAAUAAAUAAACCUGUGCAAUGACUUUUCUUUCAGCUGAUGUUGUGAACCCUUCUCAUUUUUUUAACUCCUUCCUUCAAGGAACCUGAGACAACUUGCAAUGAUCCAUCCGAUUCAAUUUCUCAUUUAAUAUCCUGUUUCAUUUAACAAGAUGUCACAUGACAAUAAAAAAAUAAGUCAACACAAUAAAACAAUAGCGAGUGGCUUUCAUCAGAACAGGUCUGUGGCAAAGCAGGUAUAUUUUUGUUACAGUCUAUUCCAGUAUCUCAGCAUCCAAGCAGAUUUGUCAACCCAUGAAUUGCAUUUAAAUGCGCAACAUCAACGUUUAAGAAUCUUUUUCCAUCCAGUGGGUUGGGGUGGCAGGAUGAUAGGGAGGUCAGAUUGUAAAGUGUGCAGUUGU